Molecule: messenger RNA, 1149 nt
Organism: Paralichthys olivaceus (Japanese flounder)
Lineage: Eukaryota; Metazoa; Chordata; Actinopteri; Pleuronectiformes; Paralichthyidae
Source: RefSeq, a predicted model, not a curated record
GGCUUCAACAAUGAGGUGGUGACAGGACGGCAGUGACAGACACUCAGAAGUAAUGAGUGAAAUAUGAAGAUGAAAUAUGACUUUAUGAGAAAAUGCUGAUGAUCGUUGUGUCUCAACAGGAAAAUCUGCACAGAAUGAGAGCAUGUCUUUCAGUUCAGGGAGGUGGAGGCAAGGACGUUGUGCUUCAGCAGCGAGGAGUCUCUCAGCUAAUCGUGCCCUGAAGCCCCUGGUUCCCGUCCUCUGCCUGGUGGUCGUAGUGAUAUAUGGCCUGGCUGACAAACUCCGUAACUUUGUGGCCGGCAUCUUCAUCCCUCAGUACCAUUACCCAUACGCCGUGGCUCUGUGCUUUGGUCAGGUUCUGAUCUCUGUGUCAGUCUUAAAUCUCCUUCAUGUCCUGGAUCUGGUGCCUCUGAAGUGUUACUCUAGGUCUCUGGGUGAGAGGGUGUUGGUGCCGGCUAUCUGUACCAGCACCCACGCCGUGCUGGCUACGUGGGCCCAAGCCAGCAGUGUGUACUCCGGCCUCUUCCCCACUACGCUGCCCCUGCUGCCGCUGUUAACUGUCGGCUUUAGUUUUGCCCUGAAGCUGACGUCUCUGCCAUCUCUCCACAUCUCUGUUCUGAUCUCCAUCCUGACUGGGACAUCUCUCGUCAUCACAGUUUCCAAAGGUGUCUCGGUUAUUGAACCUCUGGAAUACAUGUAUGCACCUCUGGCUUUAAUCCUCCACAGUGUCUCUCUGACCUGGCUGGCUAAAGUGUCUGAAGCUGAGCGCCACCACUCCCCUGAUGCCCAAGCGUCCAUAUUUGACAUCUACUACGCCCAGCUGGUGAACCAGAGCUGGGUGCUGGGCCUCCUGUGGCUGCUGCACCCAGACAGACCCUGGCAGGUUCUGAGUCGGGGCAGCUGGCACACUUUGCUCUUCCAUGGAUACCUGCUCGCCAUCCUCCUGCUGGGGAUGGUAUUGAACUUCCUCGUCAGUAUAUCGGCUCUAUGGGUGUCGCCGCUUUCUGCUGCACUGCUCCACUCAGCACGGCAGGUGGUACAGCCAUUCCUUCUCGUGUAGUUUUACUUUAAAGGACUGUACCAGUGAAACAAGUACCAACUGUGUUUUUUUUUAUUCUAUGGAGUAAAACAAGUUGCUGUUUAACGUUA